AUGCAGAUCCCUCAGAUUAGUUACGCAUCCACAGCCCCCGAGUUGAGCGACGACCGCCGCUAUGACUUCUUCUCCCGCGUGGUCCCUCCGGACAGUUUCCAGGCUCAGGCGAUGGUGGACAUCGUCCAGGCCAUGGGUUGGAACUACGUCUCCACCGUGGCAUCGGAGGGCAGCUACGGCGAGAAGGGCGUGGACGCCUUCAUGCAGCUCUCCAGAGAAGCAGUUUCCAGAAGAUUAUUAAAGGACACGUCUCAGAGAUCACAGAGGACGUCCAGGACCAACGGCCUCAUACAACUGGUUUUUCAACAACGAGUUGAUAAUGAUCACAGCAGGUCUCCUCAGUGUCGUCAGACACACAACAGCUUGUGUUUUACAGGAGGUUCAGGAAACAUCUGAGGCCUCAUUCAUCCUCCACAUGUUUCAUGUGCAGAUAAAACUAAGACUCUCUGAAUCACUGUGACACUUAAGACGUGUG
This is a messenger RNA of Paralichthys olivaceus (Japanese flounder), 475 nucleotides long. NCBI's taxonomy places the organism in Eukaryota, Metazoa, Chordata, Actinopteri, Pleuronectiformes, Paralichthyidae. The record is from RefSeq and is a predicted model, not a curated record.